This is a messenger RNA of Xenopus laevis (African clawed frog), 1969 nucleotides long. RefSeq names its product cytochrome P450 family 2 subfamily A member 6 gene 4 [provisional] L homeolog (gene cyp2a6.4.L). The record is from RefSeq and is marked predicted. Gene Ontology annotation, biological process: xenobiotic metabolic process; epoxygenase P450 pathway. NCBI's taxonomy places the organism in Eukaryota, Metazoa, Chordata, Amphibia, Anura, Pipidae. Gene Ontology annotation, molecular function: heme binding; iron ion binding; oxidoreductase activity, acting on paired donors, with incorporation or reduction of molecular oxygen. Gene Ontology annotation, cellular component: endoplasmic reticulum membrane; cytoplasm.
GUUCAUAUUCACAGUAUCCAAAAUGGAUGUUGAGGGGCUUGGAGCAUUUCUUCUUAUGAUCAUAACCUGCUUAUAUAUCUUUAACACAUGGAACACAAUGUACAAGAAAGUGAACCUUCCUCCAGGUCCUACUCCUCUUCCUCUAAUUGGAAACUUGAUGAAUAUAAAGAAAGGGAAGAUGGUUCAGUCUCUUAUGAAGAUGUGGGAGCAGUAUGGAGCUGUAUAUACAUUGUACUUUGGCACAAAACCUAUUAUUGUCCUUUGUGGUUAUGAUGCAGUCAAAGAAGCACUCGUUGAUCAAGCUGAAAAUUUUGGAGCUCGUGGAAAAAUAAUUAGUUUGGAUAAAAUUUCCCAGGGCUAUGGAAUCAGUUUUAGCAAUGGAGAACGUUGGAGGCAAAUGCGCCACUUUACUUUGAAGACCCUCAAGGACUAUGGAAUGGGAAAGAAAAGUAUAGAACAGAAGAUUCAGGAGGAGGCUUUAUGUUUGGUUGAACAAUUUAGGAAGUCUGGAGAAACACCAGUUGAUCCUUCAAAGCAAAUUAUGGAUGCUGUGUCUCGUGUGUUCUGCUCCAUCAUUUUUGGAAGUCAGUUUGAGUGUGAUGAUAAGAAGUUUGCAAUACUACUUGCCAAAGUGGAUGAGAUUUUCCGCCUUAUGAGCUGCACAUGGGGUCAGAUUGAAAACUUUAUUCCCAGAUUAAUGGCAUACAUUCCAGGACCCCAUAAGAAAAAAGAUACCCUUUCAGAAGAAGUGAUUUCAUUCUUACAUGAGAGAGUGAAGGCCAACCAAGAGACAUUUGAUCCUUGCUCCCCUAGAGAUUUCAUUGAUGAAUUCCUGAUGAAACUAGAGAAGGAAAAAAAGAAUCCAAAUUCUGAAUUUACUAUGAAGAACAUAUUACUGACAUUCUUUAGCAUUUUUCUUGGAGGAACAGAGACAUCCACUACCACUCUGAAGCAUGGGCUGCUACUGCUGAUCAAGUACCCUGAAAUACAAGCUAAGCUUCAUAUGGAAAUUGACUAUGUGAUCGGACGAAACAGAACAGCGAAUAUAACUCAUCGCAAUGCAAUGCCCUAUAUGGAGGCUGUGCUAAAUGAAAUUCAGCGAUUCUGUGACAUCGUCCCUUUGAAUGUUCCGCGAAAGGUCACUAAGGACAUACAGUUUAGAGGGUAUUCCAUCCCCGAGGGCACGGAAGUCUACCCAUUGCUCUGUACUGUCCAUCGUGAUCCCAAGUACUUCUCCACUCCAUAUACAUUUAAUCCUAGCCACUUUUUGGAUGAACAAGGCAGAUUCAAGAAAAGUGAUGCCAUGAUGGCAUUUUCAGCAGGUAAACGGAUCUGCCCAGGAGAGAGCCUUGCUCGCAUGGAACUCUUUCUCUUCUUUACCAACAUUCUACAAAACUUCACUCUCACCUCACCAACUCAUUUCACGGAAGAUGAUAUAGCCCCAAGAUUGACAGGGUUUAUAAACCAUCCUAUUAAAUACAAGGUCUCAUUUAUUCCUCGCUAAUCAUUCCAUGCUUUGCUUUGCAGUAAGUGCUUGAAUAAUAUAAUCAUAUGUAGUUUGCUUUAUAGGUGCUAUUGGGUAGUUGUUAAACCGGUGCAGUUCCAUACAUGAAAGAUCUAUGAUCCAGGAUUUUCACUAGCUAAUAAUGUAGAUCGCAUGAUACUUGUCAUUUACCCAGUACCUCAUUUCUGAUUACUGAUUUGAAAUGAACUGCUAAAGAUACCUAAAAUGGUGGCCUCAGUGUACAGUACAGAUGCAGCCUACCUGGUUUUCCACAUUGUCCCAUUAUAUCCCUGUCUUCUUGUCACAAUAUUGCAGAAAAGGAAAAAUAAAAUCAGACGCAAUACUAAAGUAACUAAAAAAUUGCCCAAAGUUAUUUUUUAUCAUUGUUAAUAACACAUAAUUGUUUUCCACUUUAGUCAACAAAUAGUAAAGAGAUUUAAAUAAAGAUGUAUUUUCAGGCUUCAA